AUGGGCUCCAAUCCCGAGGGCGCCAAGACAGGGGGAGAAUGGGACUUUAUUGUCUGUGGAGGCGGCACCGCGGGCUGCGUGGUUGCCGGUCGCCUGGCGGAAGAUGCCGCGGCCAGGGUCCUCGUCAUUGAGGCCGGCCCUCACAACGAGAACCUCGAGACCGUUCACAUGGUCGGCGGAUGGUCGCAGAACUUUGACAAGGAGACGGACUGGAACAUCGUCACCCAGCCUGGGUCUGGCAUCAACGGCCGCCAGGUCAAGCUCAGCCGGGGCAAGUUCCUUGGCGGCUCGUCGGGGUGCAACGGCACGCUGUGCAUCCGCGGCUCCAAGCAGGACUACGACGACUGGGGCGUUCCCGGCUGGAGCGGCGAUGACUUUUUCAAGUACAUGAGCAAGGCCGAGUCCUUCAAAGGCAAGCCGUGGUUCAAGGCCGACGAGGCGGCGCAUGGGUAUGACGGCCCUCUGGGCACCGAGCCGCACGACCUGGCGCCCAUCUCGGAGCGCAUCCUCGAGUCCAUGGAGUCCAAGGGGCUCCGGCUCGACCACGACAUGUUCUCGCACGGCGCGAACCCGCACGGCUGCGGCCACGUGCCGCGGACGGUGACGGACGGGCUGCGGACCACGGGCGCCGACUUCAUCACCAACAAGUUCAAGCGCGACAACGUCACCGUCCUGACCGGCGCGCACGUCGACAAGGUCCUCAUCGAGAAGGACGCCGAGGGGGAGCUGAGGGCCGUCGGGGUGCGCGCCGUCCUGGCUGACGGGUCCGUGUUCGAGGGUAAGGCCGGCAAGGAGGUGAUUGUGAGCGGCGGCGCGUAUUGCAGCCCAAACAUCCUGAACCGGUCGGGCAUCGGGGCCAAGGACGAGCUGGACAAGCACGGCAUCGCCACGCUUGUCGAUCUGCCCGCGGUCGGCAAGAACCUCAUGGACCACCUGAUCGUCUUCAUCUUCUACGAGACGGACAAGCCCGGGCUGACCAACGACCACCUGGUGUACCACGGCGACGCCUUCAACAAGACGUACCAGCUGUGGAAGGACGAGAAGAAGGGCUUCCUGUCGACCUUCCCGUUCGGCGCCUUCGCCUUUGCGCGCCUCGACGAGCGCCUCGCCGACUCGGAGCUGUGGACGUCGGCGCCGCGCCAGCCCGGGCGCGACCCCAUGGGGCUCACGCCGGCGCAGCCCAACAUCGAGUUCUUCACGACCGAGUGCUACGGCGGGCCCAAGCAGUACGACCGGUUCCCCGCCGACGGGCAGCACGCCUUCAGCAUGAUCGCGGAGCUGUUCGGCCCGCGGUCGCGCGGCACCGUGGCGCUGCGCAGCGCCGACGCGGCGGCCGUGCCCGUCGUCGACUGCGGCUACCUGACGGAUGCGCUCGACGUCGAGGUGCUGGCCGAGGCGUGCCGCUUCGGCAACGAGAUCAUCACCGAGGGCGCGGGGACAAAGGACCUGGUCAAGGGGUCGUGGCCGCCCGAGGCGGCGCAUCACCGGUUCAAGACGAGGGAGGACUGGGUGCCGUACGUCAAGGAGCACGCGACGACGUGCUACCACGCCGCGGGGACGUGCGCCAUGGGCACGGCUUCGGACCCCAAGGCCGUCGUCGACGAGCAGCUGCGCGUCAAGGGCGUCAAGGGCCUCCGCGUGGCGGACACGAGCAUCAUGCCGGUGCUGCACGGCGGGCACACGCAGAUGCCCGCGUACGGCAUCGGCGAGAAGGCGGCCGACCUGAUCAAGGCGACGUGGAAGGCCAAGGCAUGA
Purpureocillium lilacinum is the source of this 1755-nucleotide messenger RNA. RefSeq lists its product as uncharacterized. Gene Ontology annotation, molecular function: flavin adenine dinucleotide binding; oxidoreductase activity, acting on CH-OH group of donors. Lineage: Eukaryota; Fungi; Ascomycota; Sordariomycetes; Hypocreales; Ophiocordycipitaceae. The record is from RefSeq and is a predicted model, not a curated record.